Messenger RNA from Poeciliopsis prolifica (blackstripe livebearer), 801 nucleotides. Its product is annotated as keratin-associated protein 4-3-like. The transcript has a single exon. Bases 1 to 801 code for a protein of 266 amino acids. Lineage: Eukaryota; Metazoa; Chordata; Actinopteri; Cyprinodontiformes; Poeciliidae. The record is from RefSeq and is a predicted model, not a curated record.
AUGCAGAGACUCUGCAGGCCUGACUGUUCCCACACGCUGCUGCGUUCCCUCCUGCUGCUGCGUUCCCUCCUGCUGCUGCGUUCCCUCAUGCUGCUGCCUUCCCUCAUGCUGCUGCGUUCCCUCCUGCUGCGUUCCCUCAUGCUGCUGCGUUCCCUCAUGCUGCUGCGUUCCCUCCUGCUGCGUUCCCUCAUGCUGCUGCCUUCCCUCAUGCUGCUGCGUUCCCUCCUGGUGCUGCAUUCCCUCCUCUGCUACGUUCCCUCCUGCUGCUGCGUUCCCUCAUGCUGCUGCCUUCCCUCAUGCUGCUGCGUUCCCUCCUGCUGCGUUCCCUCAUGCUGCUGCGUUCCCUCCUGCUGCGUUCCCUCAUGCUGCUGCGUUCCCUCAUGCUGCUGCCUUCCCUCAUGCUGCUGCGUUCCCUCCUGGUGCUGCAUUCCCUCCUGCUGCUGCGUUCCCUCCUGCUGCUGCGUUCCCUCAUGCUGCUGCCUUCCCUCAUGCUGCUGCGUUCCCUCCUGCUGCGUUCCCUCCUGCUGCUGCGUUCCCUCCUGCUGCGUUCCCUCAUGCUGCUGCGUUCCCUCCUGCUGCGUUCCCUCCUGCUGCUGCGUUCCCUCAUGCUGCGUUCCCUCAUGCUGCUGCGUUCCCUCAUGCUGCUGCGUUCCCUCCUGCUGCGUUCCCUCAUGCUGCUGCGUUCCCUCCUGCUGCGUUCCCUCAUGCUGCUGCGUUCCCUCAUGCUGCUGCGUUCCCUCCUGCUGCGUUCCCUCCUCAAAAGGUUUCAGAAAUGAGGCUGUGAAGCUGCAUGAAUAUUAA